AUGUGUCAUGUGCUGGAGGUCCCACCUGCUCCCCUGUCAGGCCGGGGGCACUCCCUGAUGUCUGCAGAGUCUGAGGAGGAACAGAGCAAUGUUGAGACCGAUGUUGACAAGAGCAAUGUCCCGGUGCUCACGGCGGAGGGAGAAAGUGCUGACGCCGACUCUGGUCCCGGGAUUCUGCUGACGCCUCUCGACUGUCGCACCAACAAAUCUCAACAAAGAAGUGAAAAGCUGCAGAUAAAGGCUCAGCUCUGCUUUGUGCCCGAGGGGAGGGGGGGGGGACUUGGACGGACCCAGACUGACCAGGACUUGGACGGACCCAGACCUGAUCAGGAUUCUGCGUUCCAAGCGGGUGACCUCCAACCAAAGCAGAUUGAUGCAGAGGAGAGAGCGUCCGGAGAAUCAUUCAGACGACGGAGAAUGGAAAGACGCCGCAGACAAGGCCCUCUUUCUCUGGGAGCAUUCCACCUGUGGGAGGGGCCUCGGCCUCAGUUGGGAGGGGCCUCGGCUUCAGUUGGGAGGGGCCUCGGCUUCAGUUGGGAAGGGCCUCGGCCUCAGUUGGGAGGGGCCUCGGCUUCAGUUGGGAGGGGCCUCGGCUUCAGUUGGGAGGGGCCUCGGCCUCAGUUGGGAGGGGCCUCGGCCUCAGUUGGGAGGGGCCUCGGCUUCAGUUGGGAGGGGCCUCGGCCUCAGUUGGGAGGGGCCUCGGCUUCAGUUGGGAGGGGCCUCGGCUUCAGUUGGGAGGGGCCUCGGCUUCAGUUGGGAGGGGCCUCGGCCUCAGUUGGGAGGGGCCUCGGCCUCAGUUGGGAGGGGCCUCGGCUUCAGUUGGGAGGGGCCUCGGCCUCAGUUGGGAGGGGCCUCGGCCUCAGUUGGGAGGGGCCUCGGCCUCAGUUGGGAGGGGCCUCGGCUUCACUUGUCCUUGACCGGCUGCAGACUCUUUAUGGACUGUAG
Knipowitschia caucasica is the source of this 945-nucleotide messenger RNA. The record is from the annotation of a GenBank genome assembly. Lineage: Eukaryota; Metazoa; Chordata; Actinopteri; Gobiiformes; Gobiidae.